CACGCAAUAAAGCAGCAGCUUGCAUAUUUCAUCGAAGGUCGCUGCAGGUUCGUCCGUCAGCAGUGUUAUAGGCUGAGCAGCACUGGAAACGGGAGCAGGGCAUAAUUAUUAGUGACUUUGACUAUUACUAAUUUCUCCACUGGAUCAAAAGAACUGCAGCUGAAUUUACCGUAUAUGGGAGGGAGCUGGAAAAUGUAUGAUAAUGUCAGACAAUCAGCAGAAAUACCCUAGAGGUUAUCUAGGUCUUCCUACUUCAGCAACACCCACAACAACAACUGGUUAUGGAGCUCCGAUGUCCACCGCAGCAACAGGGAUCAGUACGUCACAAGUAGCCACCUCCCCACUCAGCAAUGCUGCCGUUUUCGCACACUCUCCGCAGUUACUCCAAAACACGGCAGGCACCGCUGUCGUAUCGCCACAUUUACCGUUUUCCUUUGUGUCCCCUACCGGCCAGAUUUUCCUCUCCUCUCUCGUCCCUCUCUCCCCCUCGCUCCCGUUCAUUGGCAAUACCGGUUUCGUUCCUCACCCUCAAACGAACCCCAUGCAGUUGACAGGUUUAACUCUUCCUUUUGGCCUUCCUUCAACCAUCAGUCUCCCUUCUUCAGCUCCGCAAUCAUCAACACUGUCCGUCUCGUCAAUCGCAGACUCCCCAACUAGUCCCCUCUUAGCACCAGAAUCCACAACUACAAUGAUUACGUCACAGGCGCAAAUGUCCAAAACUGUAUCAACCAUAGACGGAGGACAACCAUCGUCGGUAAAAACUCUGCCACUUGUCCAAUCACCACCUUCAGAUUCAACCAGAUCUUCUGUACAGCUUCCUUACACAACCCUCUCACUACAGAGAGCCCCUUCCCUGCAAACCGACCAAUCUUCUCCCGCGUCUUCUUCCUCGAGUCAUCACCAAGCUCCAUAUUUGGAGGACCCACAUAAACAGAGAACUCAGUCGAAAGAGCACGCCACACGAAAUCCAGCAUCAGGUUCGCUGAAGAAGCUUCUCGUCUCUCCCAAGGAAUGCCCUUCAUCUCAUGAUCUGCUGAAGGAACAGCUAGCGGGAGAAAACGACUUAAUCCUUUUCUACCACUGCUUCCUCUCGAGUCCUCAGUCGCAACAUCUACACAUCGAGGUCUUGCCGAGCCAGGGAAACCUAAAGUGGCUACAAGUGAGGCAGAAAGUUUUUCACAUCGACCGGGAGCUUGGGCCCGUUGUUGUAGCUCGAAUUCUUGUAUCAAGCAACGCAAUAGUGAAACUCCAACUCCUGUUUCCCGUCUACAAGACAAUAUUCACGAAACUCUUUGUCGAGCAGGAAAUGGAAGACCUGCUCUCGGAACUGAGCCUAAAUCACGUAAUCUGUCCGGGCCUUCCCAAUUACGCCGACAAGUUUUCCGUCCUCGGCUACCAUCCCAGCCACGUCCGCAUCUUUGAAUCGACUCACAUGAAACGCUACGACCACGAACACUGCCCCAUCUGGCACGUUCCGACAGGAACAUUCUCAAAAAGAGACCGCACUGCACAAAAGAUGUGCAAACAGUGCAAAUACUUGCAAAACAGUGUGGUGCGGCUCGCGACAAAGGCGUGCGAGGUGGACCCUGCCGAACGAGAAUCUUGGACAAACCCGUCGUCAAACCGACCACUCGCAUACAUGUCCGCUGCAGAUCGCGAAGAGAGGUACCGCAAGCUUCGCCAGGAACGAAAUCAGAUGUUGGUCAAACUUCGAGCCUACGAAGAACGACUAGGAAUAGGUGCCAGUGGUGAAGGCUUAUCACAUGCGCAGUCUACCACAGUGAAAAGUGAUGUAGCUGAGCAUUUGGUGUCCGUUACCGAGCUACCUUCAGAGGAAGGAGAAGGAGAGGAGAAGGAGGGGGAGGGGGGAGGGAAAGAGGAAGAGAAGGGGGGAGGGGAGAGUGAGGGAGAGGGGAGAAGAAGUCAAUUAAGGCUCCAAGCCAGCAUCAGUGAAUUGAACUCUGACUCAGGGGCCUCAGAGGUUGAAGGAGGUGGCGCCGGUGCCAGUAGGACUGGCUGGGGUCAAGGGUACACUGGAGACAAGAGGAGAGGCUCCGCUGGGCCUGGGGAAGGAGGAAACAGACCUUCAAAGCGGGCAAAGUCCACCAGUUAGACUAUCAUUGUUUCAAAACCUGUUUACCCAGUCUUACCGUCUCAUAUUUCCUAAUGCGGAAUUAUUUGAUUACUA
Molecule: messenger RNA, 2188 nt
Organism: Geodia barretti
Lineage: Eukaryota; Metazoa; Porifera; Demospongiae; Tetractinellida; Geodiidae
Source: the annotation of a GenBank genome assembly